This is a messenger RNA of Myripristis murdjan (pinecone soldierfish), 4971 nucleotides long. RefSeq names its product collagen, type XXII, alpha 1 (gene col22a1). Bases 1 to 4869 code for a protein of 1622 amino acids. The transcript has 64 exons. Lineage: Eukaryota; Metazoa; Chordata; Actinopteri; Holocentriformes; Holocentridae. The record is from RefSeq and is a predicted model, not a curated record.
AUGGAAAUACGAUUGGGAUUUAGGAUUACCCUGGUCUUGGUCACCCUGGUCUUAACUUUCUCAGGAGAGAGAGUGGAAGCACAAAGGGCAGGAUGUAAAAAUGUCCACUAUGACUUGGCAUUCAUCCUGGAUACCUCCUCCAGUGUGGGAAAAGAGAACUUUGAGAAGAUCAGGCAGUGGGUGGCCAACCUGGUGGAGUCUUUUGACAUAGGACCUGACAAGACAAGAGUGGCUGUGGUUCGGUAUAGUGACAGGCCUACCAUUGAAUUCAACCUGGGGAGACAUAAGACCCUGGAGGAUGUGAAGCGAGCUGCCCGUAAUAUACGCUACCUGGGGGGAAAUACAAUGACCGGGGAUGCUAUCAGCUACACCACCGAGAACAUCUUCACAGAGCGGAACGGGGCGAGGCCCAUGGCCAGAGGCAUUCAGAGGGUGGCUAUCCUCCUAACGGAUGGCAGAAGCCAGGAUUAUGUUCUGGAGCCCUCCAAGGCAGCCGCCAAAGCAGGGAUCAGGAUGUUUGCUGUGGGCAUUGGGGAGGCGCUGAAAGUAGAGCUGGAGGAGAUUGCAGCUGAGCCCAAGAAUGCCCAUGUCUUCCACGUGACGGACUUCAAUGCCAUUGACAAGAUCAGGGGCAGGCUGCGGAGGAGGCUCUGUGAGAAUGUGCUGUGUCCAAACAUGAAGGUACAACCUGAUCGGUUCAAGCCCAACAGCACCAGUUAUGGUCUUGAAAAGGUUCCAGGGUUUGACCUGAUGGAGUACUUUAAUGUGAGAGAUAUUUUGGGAACCAGAGUUGAUGAAGGCCAAAGUUCUUAUGUUCGCCUUGGGACGAUGCCAAUUGUCCAGCAGACAGAAGAUGUGUUCCCUCAAGGUUUACCAGAUGAAUAUGCCUUUGUGACAACAUUCAAAUUCAGGAAAACCUCACGACGUGAGGAUUGGUACCUCUGGCAGGUUUUCGACAAAUAUGGAAUCCCACAGGUGUCUAUCCGCCUGGACGGUGAGAACAAGGCAGUGGAGUACAAUGCUGUUGGACUGACCAAAGACGCCGUCAGAGCAGUCUUCAAGAACCCUGAAGUCGACAACCUGUUUGACCGUAACUGGCACAAGAUUGCUCUCAGUGUGGAGGCCAAGUCUGUAUCUCUGUACCUGGACUGCAAACACAUCCAGACUCUGCCCAUUGAAGACAGGGAGGACAUCGACAUCCAAGGCAAAACAGUGAUUGGAAAGAGGCUUUAUGACAGUGUACCGAUUGAUUUUGACCUCCAGAGGAUGAUGAUUUACUGUGAUUCCAAGCAUGCAGAGCUGGAAACCUGCUGUGAUCUACCUAAUGGGCCAUGCCCCAAGAAAGUUGUGACAGAGGCACCCCCUCUGGAGAUCCCCACCCCGACACCCACAGUUGGGGAGCAGAAAAGAGGCCCUGAAGCCAACUGUUCCUGCCCCCCUGGAGAGAGGGGAGAGAUCGGUGCACCUGGUGUUGCAGGUCCCAAGGGUGAAAAGGGUGACACUGGCCCUCAGGGCGCCAUUGGACCCCCUGGCCUCAGAGGACAAAAAGGAGAAACUGGCAAAGUAGUCUCUGUCAAAGGCGACAGAGGGGAGAAGGGUGAUAGAGGCAGCAUAGGGUUGACAGGUGCUGACGGACAAAAAGGAGAGAAGGGAAACGGUGGUGUGCCAGGGAUUGAUGGCUUGCCAGGUGAUUCAGGAGAAAAAGGUGAACCAGGAGUGGCUGGUGUUGUAGGGUUGCCAGGCCCAGCUGGAGCAAAGGGAGUCCAAGGGGAUCGUGGAGCUCCUGGAGCACGUGGACUUGCAGGUCUUGCUGGUGAAAGAGGUUUAAGAGGAGAACAAGGAACUCCAGGAAGCAAGGGAGCUGCAGGCUUAGAUGGGUUGCCUGGAAAACCUGGUACUCCUGGGAUAGAUGGUUUGACAGGACUGGCUGGCGCACCUGGUGCCCCAGGAUUUAAAGGCGAAAAGGGGGAGAGCGGCCCUGCUGGAUUACCUGGGGAUGUGUUUCAGCAAGAGGGCUUGAAGGGAGAAACGGGAGCUGCUGGACCUCCAGGGCCUCCAGGGGCCGACGGGCUGCCAGGACCCCCUGGCCCCCCUGGUCCACAGGGUUUACCUGGUGAGCCUGGAGAGUUUGGCCAGAGGGGAAAGAAAGGUGAAAGUGGAUUGCCUGGAGUGGAUGGCCUUCCUGGACCCCCUGGUCCUCAAGGUCCAGCUGGACCAGCAGGAAACCCUGGACACACAGGACCUCCUGGUCUACCUGGGGAAAUUGGAUUUUCAGGCAAACCUGGAGAGCCUGGAAAACCUGGUCUACCUGGUAAAGAUGGCCUGGAUGGUCUUCCUGGAAAUGAUGGCACUAUGGGGCGUCCUGGAGAGCGUGGAGCAGAUGGGUUUCCUGGCAAGCCUGGACCUAAGGGUGAGGAUGGACCUCCUGGACCAAGAGGACCACCAGGAGAGAGAGGAGAAGCUGGUUUACCUGGACAACCAGGCACUGAUGGACCAAGAGGAGACAGAGGCGUUCCGGGAGAAAGAGGACAAGAUGGACCAAUUGGGCCAAAAGGUGAAAAGGGCGACAAGGGUGAAGUGGGAGCCCGGGGACCGCCUGGUGUUCCAGGAAAUGUGGCCAGUGUUAUCCCUGAGCCUGGUGAACCUGGAGGACCUGGGGAAAAAGGAGAGAAGGGAGACCAAGGGAAUCCAGGAGAGAUGGGUCCAAGAGGAUUACCAGGUGAACAAGGCUUUAAGGGACUGCCUGGACCACUGGGUCCAAAAGGUGAAACUGGACUUACAGGAGAGAUGGGACGUGUUGGAGACCCUGGCCCACCUGGAAUAGCUGGUCCUCAAGGUCCUCGUGGAUUACCAGGAAAUGUGGGCAUCCCUGGAACCAUUGGGCCUCCUGGUCCAGCUGGACAGAGAGGAGAGAAGGGUGAUACAGGUAAAGAUGGCCAAACUGGACCCUCAGGCCCUCCUGGAGAGCCUGGUUUGCCUGGACCAACUGGACCACCAGGAAAGGGGAAAGAUGGAGAAAAAGGAGAACCUGGACCACAGGGAAUUCAAGGACCUCCAGGGAUAAAGGGGCAACCAGGAACACAAGGGCAACCUGGGUUGCCAGGAGACCGGGGUCCCCCAGGAGAAGGCAAAGUGGGACUGAUGGGACCUCCAGGGAAUAAUGGAGAACCUGGGCCUGCGGGCAUGAGGGGUCCACCUGGUAUUGCUGGUCCUCAGGGGCCUCCUGGACACAAUGGAUUGCCAGGAAGGCCAGGCGAGAAAGGUUCACCUGGAGAGCCUGGAAAGGCCGCAGACCUCUCUGAACUGAAUCUGAAGGAUAUGUGCUCUGACUGUCCGCCCGGCCCAGUUGGACCACCCGGCCUUCCGGGAACUCCAGGAGACAAAGGACACCCUGGACCACCAGGGAAAAACGGUCAAGAUGGUUACCAAGGCCAGCCAGGUCCAGCCGGACCUCCGGGGCCUCCCGGAACUGAAGGAAGCAAGGGUAUAAAAGGCGACCGAGGGCCCGCUGGAGCACCAGGAGACAAAGGAGACAAGGGACACCCAGGACCCCCUGGCCAUCCAGGACCUGCCGGCAUUAUGGGUACACCUGGUAACGAUGGACAGCCUGGCCCCAUCGGUCCCCCAGGAGCCCCAGGAGAAAAGGGCAAAGAGGGUCUCAAAGGAAUCCAGGGACCACCAGGUCUUCCUGGUUUGAUUGGUCAGCCUGGAAAAAUGGGAAAAGACGGGAGACCAGGUGAACAAGGAGAACCUGGCAAGCAGGGAGAACCUGGACCACCAGGCAAUCCUGGGCUCAGAGGACUCCCUGGCUUUAAGGGCCACAGAGGAGAACCUGGAGUCCCGGGAUCUAAGGGUGAAGAUGGAAAGCCUGGGUUGCCUGGGCGUGAGGGCAAACCUGGAAAAGAAGGCUCUAUGGGAUCUCCAGGACUAGAGGGACCUAUUGGUCCAAGAGGAGAGCCGGGCAAACCUGGAGAACCAGGACCAUCAGGAAAAUCAGGCAACCCUGGAAUACCAGGCCUUAUGGGACCCAAAGGAGAGGCCGGCAACCCAGGAUUACCAGGCUUUAGUGGGCCUAAAGGCCCUGCAGGUCCACCUGGUCCAAUUGGCCCAGAGGGAAAACAGGGGAUACCAGGCAGAGCUGGUGAUCGUGGUAUCAAAGGAGAUAAGGGUGACCCAGGUGGGAAGGGAGAUAAAGGACAUAUGGGAGAUCCAGGUAUGCCAGGAAACCCUGGACCCCCAGGCAGGAAGGGCCACACAGGGAUGAUGGGCAUGAUGGGACCCCCAGGAGAAAUGGGACCUUCUGGGCCGCAAGGACCUUCCGGAAACCCCGGAAUGCCAGGCCCAAGGGGAGAGUCAGUAUCACUGGAACAGAUGCGACGGCUCAUCCAGGAGGAGCUGGCAAAACAAUUAGAUGCUAAAAUGGCAUACCUCAUGGCUCAAAUCCAGCCAGCCCAUGUGAAGAGUACAGCAGGCCGUCCAGGACCUCCUGGUCCUCCAGGUAAAGAUGGCAUGCCUGGGCGACCAGGCCCCCCUGGAGAGCCCGGUAUGCCUGGACAGAAUGGAGGAGAAGGAGCCAGGGGACCUAUGGGCCCUAAAGGUGAGAAAGGAACCAAAGGAGAAAAGGGAGAUCCUGGUAUUGGUGAAAGAGGAGAGCAAGGCCCUGCUGGUCCUAUUGGUCCAGCUGGUAUGCCUGGUUAUGGAAAAGAUGGAAGCCCAGGACAAGCCGGGGCUCAGGGAGAGCCCGGAAACCCCGGCCCCCAUGGUCAACCCGGACCUCCAGGACCUCCUGGCCAGUGUGACCCCACCCAAUGUGCCUACUAUGCCAGCCUGGCACAAAGACCCCACACCAAAAACAUCAAGGGGACUUAAAACAGACACAAAGAGCUUGAAGUCCAGCAAUAUUUAUGAACUUGGACACGCCAGAAUCAAGAACUUUUCCUUUUUAAAGAUGAUAGUAACCUCAAUUUGGAG